UUCUGAAUUUUACUUAGGAACAGAGUUCAAGGUUUGGUGCCUACAAAUUUUGAGAAUUUAGAACAUUUUUACAUUGAAGUUUACCAGAAUUAGUGUACUUAACUCUUUGUUCAGGUUAUGGACAACAGGAUGAUUUCUUCAUAAAAUGACAAAGAGCUUUGAAGGUAGUGGUGGUAACAAGUUGAUGUUUAUUUUAUAUUUUCUUUCUUGACAAGAGUGAGGGUAAAGAAUCGUUUGGCUGCUUAUUAAUGCUUUCUUGCUUUAAUCCUAUUUUAUAUGUCAUAUGCAAGAUUUCUUUGAUAGAGAUUUGAUAGACAUGCUCCUUGUCUAAAAAAUUCAUAAUUGCAUUCUCCUUAACUCAUCUCUUCGAACUCAGAAUAUUGCUCAUUGAGAAAGAGUCUAUUGAACCAAAUGAUUUAGAUGAUGUAUCGAUUGUCAGGUUCACUUUAGAACUAAAGUACUUCUUAAGCUGGCUGGGUUUUGUAAUGUACUUGUUUUUCAGCCUUAUAUUUUGACCAACGGUCUCACUUUUAUACUUGGACAAAGAUCCUGGAUUAUGGCCUAUUUAUUUAUAUCUUUCUAAUACUAGUUUGAACCAACUAAAGCCACCCAGAGAAGAAAUAAUCAUAUACUAAUUUUCCUUCACCCAAAUUGGUGCCAGUUGAGGAACCUAAAUAUAUGAUCUUCAAUCAAAACAUUUCUAAUCUAACAAAUACUCCAAUACACCUCCAAACAAUUUUCAAUAACCACACCCCAAUGAGACCCUCUGCUCCCCUUAUACCCACCCCAAAACGCACUAUCCCACUUCUCUCCUAACCCCUCCUUCCCUUUGUUCCUCCCCCCUUUGUCGCCCUUCCCAUUUCUUUGAUAAGCUUGUAGUGAUAAGGAUCAGCUGCUGAUUGUUGGAAACUAGCGGAGGAAGGAUGUGUAGAGGGGAACAGGGGAGGGGUUAAGGAGGAGGGUAGGGAGGUUUGGGUGUUUGAGGGAAGGAAAAGAAGGGGUGGGAGUAUUAGGAUGGUAAAGUCAGAGGGAUUAUAUAUAGCCAAAAGUGUGUACAAAAGCUAAUUUAGAAGUUAUUCACUAUCUUAAAAGAUUGGGUUAGCCAGAAGAUGAAGUAAUGUAAAUAAACAAGGCUACUAUAGAGAAGAAUUUGAUACCUUUCUCCUCUAGUAGAGGAAGUUCUGAUUCGUAUUGACUUCUAAUAGGGCAUUUUUGUUGUUUUCCUUUUGUUUC
Molecule: messenger RNA, 1233 nt
Organism: Moneuplotes crassus
Lineage: Eukaryota; Ciliophora; Spirotrichea; Euplotida; Euplotidae
Source: the annotation of a GenBank genome assembly